Medioppia subpectinata is the source of this 924-nucleotide messenger RNA. The record is from the annotation of a GenBank genome assembly. Lineage: Eukaryota; Metazoa; Arthropoda; Arachnida; Sarcoptiformes; Oppiidae.
AUGGGGUCUCGAGUGCAGUGUCCGUCGCAUCCGGACGUCCACCUCAUAGAGGACUACAGAGCGGGAGACCUGAUCUGUCCCGAGUGUGGUCUUGUGGUCGGCGACCGAGUGGUAGACGUGGGCUCUGAGUGGCGGACGUUCAGCAACGAGAAGUCAAACGCGGAUCCGUCUCGUGUGGGCGCCGCUGAGAACCCGCUGCUGUCGUCGGACUUGUCGACAAUGAUUGGCCGAAGUAAUAGCGAUGUGGCGUUCGACGAGUCGGGAACCGCUAAAUACCAGAACCGCAAACACAUGUCGUCGUCGGACAGAGCGCUGGCGAACGCCUUCCGCGAGAUCUCGAAUAUGUCGGACCGAAUCAAUUUGCCGAAGACUAUCGUCGACAGAGCGAACCUACUGUUCAAACAGGUCCACGACGGACGCACUCUGAAGGGCCGCUCCAACGACGCCAUCGCUUCCGCCUGUCUGUACAUCGCGUGCCGACAGGAAGGCGUUCCGCGAACUUUCAAAGAGAUUUGUGCCGUUUCUAAGGUCUCCAAGAAAGAGAUCGGACGCUGUUUUAAACUGAUCCUAAAAGCACUCGAGACGAGCGUCGAUCUCAUCACUACCGGUGACUUCAUGUCCCGCUUCUGCACUAAUUUAGGCCUUACAACGGCUGUACAGCGCGGCGCCACUCAUAUCGCGCGCAAAGCGGUCGAACUGGACGUCGUUCCCGGCCGUAGCCCUAUCUCAGUGGCCGCCGCAGCCAUAUAUAUGGCGAGUCAGGCGUCGAGCGACAAGAAGUCCCAGAAAGAGAUCGGAGACAUCGCUGGUGUGGCCGACGUUACUAUCAAACAGUCAUAUAAACUAAUGUAUCAAAAGAGACUCGACCUCUUCCCCCCUGACUUCCCGUUCGUAGUACUCGCCAAGGAUUUGCCUCCGCAGUGA